AUGACCUUGAGGGAGCAGCCGCAGCCUGCCAUCAUGAGCUCCAGCAACAUCAGCUAUCACGGCCAGAUCAAAGAUGAUGCCGAGGUUUGCUGGGUCUCUUUUCCUGGUGCCUAUGCGUCUGGCUGGGAGGCACUGGUGGGGCAACACAACGCAGACUCGGUGGCCUGUGUUUUCCUUACCACUCCGGAGGACGGCUUUGGGAAGCAUGCAGAUGAUCCCAAGAAUCCGGGCCAGUGUUAUUGCUCGCGUAUCUAUGGCCGAAGGGACCAUCGACAGUUCGGUUACCUCCAGGUGUUCGACCCAACAGAUACAGAAAGGCGCCAACAACUGAAGGAAAUCGCUAGGGUCACAAAAGCUGUGCUCAUCAGCUCUGAUGCAACCGAAGAGGCAAAAGCGGAGGCUGAAAGGCAAGCAGUUGAGCAGUGGCGUAAGUGCGGAUGUGUGGCAUCCUGGGGGUGCCAGUGGUUCCACAGGUGGCUCCAUCGGGUCCGUGAAGCUGUCAGCAAGGGGCAAAAGCUGAAAGCUGUCUUUUUUCCUGGUCAGGUUGGGGAAGGCAUCCCAAGCAUGGAUCAGCUGCGUGAUCCUGGUUUCAACCCAUGGGACGGUGUGGGAUGUGGAGGCUCUCAAAAGGCCGAGCUAGCCACACUACACGAAGAAGGAUGGAGCUUCGAGGGCGUGGACGUUACACAGUUCCUUCAGGAAUCUUUCAAUCCAGAAAGCAUUGUCGACGCGCUCAGCCCAGAGGGCAGCUGGAAGCGCUCCAUCGUGGUGGAGCAGCUGAAACCGCUCAAGCCUGAUAAGGGCCUCCCUGGCCUCCCUCAGAUACAUUGGAGGGUACGGUGCCAUGACGGACAUGGCUUUGUCUCGUCCCAGCUUCGCCACACCACGGUAGCCGUCGAUAGCUUCCGCACUCUGCUGGGCCGGGGCCCCAGGAUUUGA
Messenger RNA from Symbiodinium necroappetens, 939 nucleotides. The record is from the annotation of a GenBank genome assembly. Lineage: Eukaryota; Dinophyceae; Suessiales; Symbiodiniaceae.